Messenger RNA from Indicator indicator, 1047 nucleotides. RefSeq names its product calcium binding protein 1 (gene CABP1). The record is from RefSeq and is a predicted model, not a curated record. The transcript is spliced from 6 exons. Gene Ontology annotation, molecular function: calcium ion binding. Bases 1 to 1047 code for a protein of 348 amino acids. Lineage: Eukaryota; Metazoa; Chordata; Aves; Piciformes; Indicatoridae.
AUGAGCUGCCCUUCCAUGGCGAAGAGCGAGUCCCGCACUUCGCUGCUGAAGGCGGCGGGGAGCCGGAGGGCGGCGGGCGCCCAGCCCCGCGGCAGCCGCGCCCGGGACGGCAAGGGGCAGGCGGGGAGGGACCAGAGCCAGGAACCGCUCCCCGGGGAGCCCAGUGCCCGCAGGCCGCUUUGCCACCCGGGUGCCCGGGAGGACGGAGCGAGGGGCGCGUGGAAGCUGUCACAUGGACGAGCGGAGAGCCAGCCGGAGUCGGCGGAAGGAGGUCCAAGGAGAGGCAGCGGCAAGGAACCGGUGCGGACAUCCAGGCACCACCACCACCUCCCACCGCACGCCAGCCACAGUCACCCCCAGGACCAGCAUCAGCUCUCAGACAGGGAUGGGGAGGAGGCAGAGGAGGACUUUUUCUUCAGUCACAGGCAGGGGUCCAGCAGAGAGUCCCUAAAGCUCUCGGAGGGCGCUUCACCUCUGUCCAAAUCCAGCAGCAAGUACUCCACCAAAUCCAGCGGCAGCGAGCGGUCGGUGGAAGCGGACCCCCUCCUCCAGCAGCUGCACCCCAUGCUCAGCUCUGUCUUUGGACAGGACAGAGAACUGCGGCCGGAAGAAAUUGAAGAAUUAAGAGAAGCCUUUAAGGAGUUUGAUAAAGACAAGGAUGGGUUUAUUAACUGCAGGGACCUGGGCAACUGCAUGCGAACCAUGGGCUACAUGCCCACUGAGAUGGAGCUGAUAGAGCUCUCCCAGCAGAUCAACAUGAACCUGGGUGGCCAUGUGGAUUUUGAAGAUUUUGUGGAGCUGAUGGGACCAAAGCUGCUAGCGGAAACUGCAGACAUGAUUGGUGUGAAAGAGCUCCGAGAUGCCUUCAGAGAGUUUGACACCAAUGGUGAUGGGGAGAUCAGCACCAGUGAGCUGCGAGAGGCCAUGAAGAAGCUUCUGGGGCAGCAGGUAGGCCACAGGGACAUUGAGGAGAUCAUCCGCGACGUGGAUCUCAACGGCGACGGCCGCGUGGACUUUGAAGAGUUUGUUCGCAUGAUGUCCCGCUGA